Strongylocentrotus purpuratus (purple sea urchin) is the source of this 9291-nucleotide messenger RNA. RefSeq names its product acidic leucine-rich nuclear phosphoprotein 32 family member E. The transcript is spliced from 3 exons. Lineage: Eukaryota; Metazoa; Echinodermata; Echinoidea; Camarodonta; Strongylocentrotidae. The coding region runs from base 16 to 783 and encodes 255 amino acids. The record is from RefSeq and is a predicted model, not a curated record.
CUUGGUUACCACUGUAUGAUUUUAUCUAUUUUAUCUAUUUUUAUCUAUCCUUUCUUUCUUGUAGUACCCAAAUUACGUAAGAGAAGAAGAAUUGAAGACGCCGAGUCUGCCACGCCAUUGGCUAUCGGAUACUGGGGCAAACCACCAACACUAGAGGGCGCCAAAUUCGAUUUCCUCUGCAUCCAUGCGACUCUACGGUCGCUCAAACCAGAUGGACCCACGUUCAAAGAGGUUUUUAUGGUGGAUUCUGGGAGUGACGUAGUGACAGCGCGUCAAGAGAUCUUGAACCGGUUAGAUCUGGAACUGAUCGGUACAAUCCAGAGCAGAGGAGUACAUACAACCGUCGAGAAACAACUCUAUAAAGCCAUGCUAGUCAUAGGCAAUCAUGAGGUUGAGAUCGAGAUUAUGGCGGAACCAUACGAGUCCAUUGGAAACCGAGUCAUGAGGCACUUUCGUCACGUGAUUGACAGCACGGUACACUAUUGGCUGCCCGAAAGCAGAGUAGAGCCUUCGGAAGGCAUGACUGUGAGCAGCCGAAGUGACCCGAACACCAGCGGCGAGACUUCGGGCACACCCGAAUCGGACGAAGAAAAAGCCGAAGAAGAAGAAGAGGAAGAGGACGAGAAUGAAGAGGACGAGGAAGAGGAGAAUGAUGGCGUAGCCUCCGUCGGUGAUGGCGCAGAGGAAGGAGAAGGUGACGGCGGCGAGGAGGUGGAGGAGGAGGAAGAGGAGGAGGUGGAAAACGGUGCUCAAGGGGUUGUCGAAAAUCAGGAAGACCCAUAAGGGGUCAGAAAAGGCCAAAAUAUUGACGGGUAUCGACUUGGAUUAGUCAGCUAUGUAGUCAAGAUGAAGGGUGCCAAAAGUUGUUCAUUUCAUACAAUUCACUUAAAAUUUAACAACUGAAUAAGGAAAGUAAGAUUAUAAGAUAUUUUCCCUAUCAAACAAUCAAUUAUAAUAGUUCUGGAAGGGUGCUGCCCUGGGUGUAGGGUUUAAGAACGUGGCUUUGUUCGGCGUCUUAUAUAAAAAUGGCAGAUGAUUCUCAAAGAUUUUAAUGUUGGGAACGCCGAUAAUUGAAAUCGAUGCGAUUAGGAUGGUCCCGUCCUUUUAAGAAUGGUAUUUUACGGAUUAUAGAGAUUAGAAAUGCACUAAAAGGCACUUGGUAGUAUUAAGCUUUAGUUCUAAUAAAAUUAGGUUCAGCCGAUAGGGCGUAACUCAGAAGAAGCAACACAUGCCAAGUAAAAGCGAUUACUUUGGGACCACAAUCAUUACCCAACCACUCGGAAUAACAGUAACAGUUAUUUAUAAGAUUCACUGGCAAAUCCAAAAGUGAUGGAAUAUUUAUGCGGCUUCGAAAGUAAAGGGAGCAACAAGUGAAUAGAUUUUUUAAAGGUAAUGUAGAUUUUUACGAAUUAAUAUGGAAAUACCAGACAGUCACGGUCGUGAAUUCUGAGAAACCCGAUUUCCAGAUCAUGAUGGAAACUAUGUCUUGGUUGGAAACUUGGUUGGAGAUGAUGUUGAUGUGCUGUAGGGCUUCGAUACAUGGGUUCCCCUGUACGAGCCUUCUAUGGUUCUGUUAAUGUCCAUAUCGACGUUUAAUCUGCAGAAUAUAAAAACUGAAAUAUUGAUAAAUCGCUUUUUGAGCUGGAAACCAGUAAAUACAGAAGGUGUUGAUUUAUUGCGACGCUUGCUCCCCUUGCCAAAAUACAACUGAAAUUGGUUGAUCUUUGUCAUAUUUUUAACCUCCUCCCUAAAUAAAGGGACCUACUCUAUGAGGGUAACUUUUAUUUCAAGUAUGUUUACUCUUGUAGGAAAUGAUUGGGUAUAAAGAUAUUUAUAGAACAGAUGGUUGACGUUACUUUCUCUCACUUACUCUCUUCCCUUAUAGAUUACUCCACGCACGAAAACAAUAUUACGAUGAUGUCACAAAAUCAAUUCGCCCCUGCAAGGGUGUCGAUCCUUGGAGGGAGCGAGAGAGGGCAGGGGGCAGUAAUUAGAAAUAAUAAUUUCGGCUUAACUUGUAUAUUCUAUGCUGCUAAUACUUCCUACGUAUGCGUUCGCUCCCCUCCCCUAUCAUGACAAUGGAUCAACGCCACUGUCAAAGUGACAAUAUAGCCCCAUAUUAUGGGUAUGGUUUUUUCCAGCCAUAUUACGAAUAAGCAUUUAUCACAAAUUAUUUUCAAACUGAAAUCUUUCAGGGAUUUGUAACGAUAUUAGCUAAGCUUUGCUGAUGACGGGUUUCACACGAUGAGGUGGUGCGCUGUUAGUAGGGUCGUCGAUUUCGGGGUGUGGGAGGAAGGAGGGAUGGGUCGUUGCCUCCAAUAAUUCAAGAAUCAUCUGCGUAUUAUAGGAAUCGUACUAUCCGAUUAAUCCUCCGCUAAAUGCUGAAGAUGGAUCAAUGCAUUUACUCACACAUGGAUGAUAAUCAUUCCACAGUCACACCACCACACCGACUUCAAACCGAUUUAUUUUGGGCCAUUCCAGGAAAUAUACUAAAGAAAUUCACCAAUCAACUGUCUGUUAUCAGUCUCGUCGAUGUGAACGGGUAUCAGGCUGUGACGUAGAGAAAAUCCAAGGUGCUGCAAUCAAAUCCCUCCAAACUCUAACGCCGUAUUCUAUACUCAAACUUUAAUCCGACGCUCGGCGUAAGUUUCUGUUCGAAAUCGGGUCAAGCAAAGAAAGUUAGUCUGAGGUCACCGAAUCAGUCUCCAACUUUCCCGCCAAAAUAAUUAUGUUAAAUCCUGACGUCACAGCUUGGGAAACUAAAUCAAGGUACACAUUGAUAAGGCAAGAUACAAACGAGGUCUUCUAGCGAACUGUAUUCGAUUUUUGAAAGUAUGAUAUCAACUACAAUAAAUAUGAUGUUGUAUAUUCUAUACGUAGAACAUUGAUCAGUAUUGCAACAGUGAGUGAGGUAUAAUGCACCGUUUCGCUUGUAUAUCGGUAUAUGAUGAAAUGUCAGUCAAAUUGGUGAAAGUGGUUUUAUUUCCUUUAUUUUUUAUCAGAAUUUAUUCUGUAAAAUCGAUGCGUGACAGUGUCUUUGGUGUCGAAUUGGAUUGUAACCAGUGCACUGUUCAAGAAACGGAUACAUAUCAAACUGUUUUGAAUUAACUAACAAUGGAUGCUAUACGCACACGAUUUGAUGUUAAGCCGAACGCAAAGGAUGCCAAAAGCUGGCAUUCUGGAAAUUGUAUUUCCCGCAUAUUUCGGCGGUUCAUGAUUGGUUCAUGAUUGUGUGAACAAUUUGAAUUUAAGAGCUGGUUGGUAAUAUAUGGUGUCUUCUGGAAUAUCGUGGAUAUAUAUAUAUAUAUAUAUAUAUAUAUUUGAAAAACAUCACCAAUCAUCAUUAUGCUCAUUUCAAAGUUGAAAAUGAGAAUUCUCUGUCUGAAAUUUGUUCUCUGUUUGAUAUAUCAUAUCAAUGAAUUCGUAAUAUUGUUGCGUCUAUCACGUUAAUCUACCUGACGGAGUAUUUGUGUCACUGUUCAUCAUUUUGAUACAGCUGGUUCCCUCUUAUCACUUUAGAAUGUAGUAUGUAAAAUUCAAGCCUAAUCUAUUUUACAAGCCAAAGAAACUGUGGGGUCAUUUUACAAGGAGCCUUAUAUAAUUUUUUGAAAACUGUAUGUUAUUUAAUGUUAGCACUACAAGUGGACUGUUGCAUAAUACUCUCGCGUCUCUUUCGCUGAUGCUGUACAUUUUGCAGUGAGCUUGUUUGAUAUCAAAUUGUAUUUAGAAAUUGUGAAGUGUUCACUGUCUCGGUGUAAAAUACAACUUUCAAAUUCCAUAAUGUCAAAAUUGACAAUAGCCUUUUCUUUUAAACACACAAAUUGUCUGGUCUUGAAAUAUGCAUGUGUAUUGUAUAAACCAAUGCAUUAUUAAUGAUCAAAAUAUUAUCAGUGAUUUUUCGUACUCUUACAGAGCAUACGUUAUGAGGAAAAAACGCGAACAUAUUAUAAAAUGAUGCAAAACAUAUCACUCGUCACCCGUUUUGAAACUACCUUCACCAAUUAGAUAACACAAUUUCAAUUGCCAGUUAUGACCAAUAAAGGUGAACAAUAUGAACUUUAAAGAGUACAAUUCGAUUAAAAUCAUUUAAUUGCAAGUGAUUCCACUAAACGACUCUCUUUAGUUUUAACGAUGUAAAAGUUGCGCCUUUUGUCACCAAACUAUAAGAGCUUAUAAAACCAUACCAGCUGUAGUUCAUGUAUUAGUGGUGCCGUUUUUGGAUCUAAAUUUGUAAUGUCACUCUUCAUACCAUACACUGUCUAUACCAUUGCCACGUUUUGAUGUGAAUAGCCAGUCUUAAAUGUGUCUAUGUGGUUGUGUGUAUCAUACAAGAAUUAAUAUAUUCCACAGAUGUGCUAAUAUAUGAAUCUAUUCUAUUCAUGGCAUUUUGUAUUUUGAUGUUUCAACAUUCUCCAAUCUUUGAAUACCUACAAGAGGAAUAUAUUUAUCCAACUGUUUAUUACUUGGGUGUACAUAAGUCAUUGCCUCUUUGAUGUGGUGUAUUCUGUAUGGGCGUCAGUUUUUCAAGAAUGAUUGUAGAGAAAUACAUGUCACAAAGUACACACAGCAUGCUGCUUUCUUUAAAUCUGCAUAUUCAUAUCUGCAUAUACAUAUCUUUAUCUGUAAUGUUAUAUUAGUGGAGGCUGGUUGUAAAACUGUACAGGGGUUCGAAUGCCGACAAAUAGCUUUCCGUAAGAUCUGCAGCCGCUAUUAUAUGUAACCCGUUAUUUUACAUUUGCUGUUGAGGUUUAACUCAUAAUUUUAACUUGUGAAAUGCUUUUCUUGGAUCAAAUGUUGGUGCUUAGAACAGACAUUUUGAAAUUUUUCGUCUUUUAGCAUUCCAUCGCGUUUCGAUCCCAACUAGACUUAGUUUUCCUUUCUAUACGUCUUUUUAGCAUUUAUAAAAAAGCGCUGAUACAUUUUAAUAUAACAUGUACUCGGAUUUUAUCUUUCAUUUGCUUGUUGUUUUUCUUUCGGGAAUGGUUGUCUAUCAAAUAUGCGGAUGCGCUUUCUUUUAAUCUGUACAGGGGCUCAAAUGCCGACAAAUCUAUUUAUUUUUAUGAAUACCAUGCAUGGGAUCUCGAGAAAGACGUGUUGAUGUGUAUUAGAAAGAGAGACAAAAAAACUCACUCGGAACUCAGGACGAUUGUUUACUACUUCACUGACUCAAAAAAAAGCGAUGCAAAUUGAAUGUUUUCUGGAUGUUUGUACUACAAGAGAAUGCCUUGGAACUGAAAUGAAACACACUUAGGUAUUAGUAUUAUCAUUGUUUUUUUUAAUUGAAAUACACAGAUGUUUUUGAAAUAUAGAUAUCAUGAAACUGUUGAAUGACUAGGUGGGACUACAAUGAGGAGAGUGGAUGCUUUUUGUAGUGUAUCAUUUUUUUAGGAAGCUUUUGUAAUUAUACACUAUUAAUACCAUGCUUUUCGUUCAAUCACGUGUUAUGAUGCCUGUAUAUAUAUAGACGGGAUUCGUUGUCAUGGAAAUGAUUUUUAAGAAUCAUUUGUAUUUUGUAAGAUUGUUGUUGGUGAUGGAAUCUGGCCACAAUUUGUGUUUGAUUGUGAUGUCAAGGAAUCGAUGACUGGUGGAAUAUAUUUUCACACUGUUAAAAAAAAAUUCCCAUGCACAUAAUCAUCAUAACAAUCAUUAUUAGUGUAAUUGUUACCAUCGAAGAAUUGUCUUUUUGCUCGAUCGUCCCUUUUAAUUAAUGCUUGCACUUAACUCCACCUUUUACUCGACGAAUAUGGACACAAAAAUUGCACGCUAAAAGUUAAUUAUUCGUCCCUUAUAGUCACUGCUUCUAAUGUAUAGUUUUAAUGUGAAACCGUCGUAAUAUUAAAGUAGUAUUUUGACGCAAGACAGGAGUUUUUAAUCAAAGAUCACAUAGUAUCUAUUAAAUGAGGAUUAACUAUUGUAUGAAAUUAGACAGAUGGGUUUAAAAUCGUAGUUUAAAUUGUAAUAAUAAUAAUAAUAAUAAUAUUUAGCUUUUAUAUAGCGCUUAAUACAAAUGUCUCUAAGCGCUUUACAAAUUGUAGUGCAAAUUACCAUUUCAGAAUGAACAAUACUUUCUUUUUGACAAUCAUAUUUCUAUAUUUGAAAGAAUAGGAUAUGUUAUGGUCAAAGAUGUAACAGAAGGAGAAUACAUGAAGAUGAAGAACUUUAACUGUAUACAAGCAAAAGAUCCAACUCUUAAUCCACAUUGGUUAAGCAUACCGAUAUAAAGAUUUUAUAUAACUUCUCUUUCAGAAGAAGAAAAAAAAUCGAUUACAUUUCUGUAUUUAUGAGUUGAGUAGUUGCUUUCUUUCUCUCUCUCUCUCUCUCUCUCUCUGAAUUAUUUAAACGAUUCUCUGUAUAUUAAUUCACCAGACACAAUGACCAUGCACGGUAACAAAAAUUGUAUUCUUUAUAAUAUUAUUAAGAAGCUGGAUUUUGGUGUCUUGUUAUGGUUGAAGUUCUUCAUUUAUCACCAGUGGCGUAGCAUGGGUUCAUUCCUUAAGUGGGCACUUGGGGCACCAAUCUGAAAAUGAUUUUUCCCCCUUUUUUUCUUUCUUUUUCCCCUCUUUUUUUCUUCUUCAAGGCUACUGGGGGGGGGGGUUGCGGGAGGUGAUCCGGGUGUCUUCUUUUCUCGCCCUCUCCCUCUCUUUAUCUUUUUUUCACCACCACUCGAUUGGGGGGCACGUGCCCCUGGUGCCCCCCCCCCUUUGGCUACGCCACUGCUUAUGACCUACUUAUACGGCCGUGUGCGGAUGGCAACAAUGUGUGUGAAAAUGCUGAGUACUGGAUUAUUUAAAUGAAAGUGUGUGUGCAUCGUAUCAGUCCUGUCAAACAGUAUUGUGCGAUAUCCAAAGAAUUUAUGUAGAAUGGAACAAGAUCUAAGACUAAAAAGUAGAGGAAAAUUUGAAGAAAUAUAUAUGUAUAGUGUAAGACUAUGUGAUUGAACAAGAGAUGUGUCAUGCAUCAGAUCUAAGACUUAAAAGUAGAGGAACGUUUGAAGAAAUACAUAUUGUAAGAAUAUGUAAGAUGUGUUAAAUUAGUAUUUUGUAAGAUCCAUGCUUUUAUCACUUUUAGUAACGACCGUCACAUGUUAUGUUCCAAAACAAUUCAUUGAAUUGCUGGUAUCACGGAUAAAUCUCAAACAAGAACAGGCUUGGGCUUACGGGUACAUUUUCGCGAGGGGAGCUGAUACCCCUUGCCCGAGUAUCAACACUUUCGUUUCCAAAUUGUCUGCAUGCGAACGAAUUUUUCGACACUAUUUGCAGUGAAUAUUACAAAAAAAUCACAUCCGGGCACCUCGUGUCGUCAAAGCUAUUAGGGAAUCUCACUGCGCAAAUAUGAGGUAACGGUUGCCCGAGUAUUGGAACUUUAAAAAAUCGCGAUGGGGGGUGGGGGGGGGGGGGUGGCUACUCUCUCCCCAAGUCCCCUCCUUAUCUUGCCCCGUACGCUUACGAAAACAAACGACUAUCAAUUAUUGUUGGGCUCUCUUCGGAUUAAAUGAGAGCUUGAAAAUUACAGAUCAUUUUACAAAGUUCUUGAAUUAAUUGGUAUGACCAAAUUCGACAGGCUUACGUAGAAUAAUAUUCUUUAAACGUUCAAAAAGUACUUGUCAUUCAGUCAAAUUAAGCUUAAACUGCAUUUCAAUAAACUGACCAAAUAGGCUACGUUUAGUGACAUCAAAUCCGUGAAUUACAUGUACUGGUCUAGAUAAAGUAACGAGCUGAUUGUUUGAUGGGUAAGUCAUGAAGGGAAUUAUAAAAGCAGUGUGACGAUGUUUAAUGUUGACGUAAAAACAAGCUUUCUCGAUAUUCUUUUGAAAUACAAAUUUAAUAGCCUUGAUGUAGAUUGUCACAAUAUUAUGUAAUAACUAUUGAUGGAUUGUAUAUUGUAUUAGAUUUUUUUUAAACGUGUUAAUUCCGACAAUAAUGUGCUGUUGUUUUUUUCUUUUCGAAUUGCAAUUUAAUGUAAAGCAGAAUAAAAAGGGUCUUCAUUGAACAACUACAAUUGAUUUUAGUGCACGCUGCUGGAGCUCUUACUGCUGCAAGUGAAAGUUUACUAAAAUGCAAAUUACAAUCAUCUUCCAUAGAGAAAUGCGAAAUGAAGUAAAUGCCCACCAUUCAUUGUAUAGACUCUUGUAUAUUAUGUUCAAUAUCGUGUUUAUAGUUUUGUGGCCAUUGCUGUAAUAAUAUGUCAAACUAGCUGCAGUGUGUUAAAACUACUCCAUGUACUUGAUGUAAGCUGAGUGUAACGCGAUAAUAGUCAUCUUCAGGGUGUUGAUUCGGGGCACUUUCUAUCAAUUAUUUCGGAAUUGGUCGUAUAUUCCGGUUAUGGAGCAUACUUCUUUCCUAUUGUUGUAUUUACCACCUCCCCCCCCCCCAUCUUAAAGAUUGGGGGGGGGGGGGCGUCCCAUGCACAGUCAUGAAACAAAGAACAACAAUUAGCCAUGUGAAAUUCAUCAUCGGCCUAUUCUGUAAAUCGGUGCCGUUACAAUGAUGUUUACGGCAUGCAUUUCAUACUCAUGCAGUAACGACUAUACUAAUACCCCCUUUAUGAUUAUUCACACAUGGACAACUGUCCUUAAAUGAUGAUGCCCACUAGACAAUUACCAUCAAGGAUAUAUAAUUACCAGGACGACUACCCGUGGACAAUUAUCCCCUUGGACAUCUCAUUAGGGAAAAUCAUUACCCCGGAAAAUUACCCCCUUGGGAUAUCUACUCGAUCAAAAAAAAUAACCGCCAUUCUAGACAAUCAUUUCCUAUAGGGUAAUUGUCCGUAUAUUAAUUGAGAGAGUAGUUGUUGUCCGGAGAUUUAUUACCUUUGAUGUGUAAUUCUCCGGGUAGUUAUUGUCUACAUUUGUGUGUAGUCACGCUACACGGAUGACUGUCCAAGGGGGUAGUUGUCCGGUCCAGUCGGCAAUCUUUCAUGGUAAUUAUACAGAUGAUACAUUACUUGUCCAGGAGGUAUAUGGUUCCUCGGAACCAGUUUCUUCAGAACCUCUGGUAAAAUAAUAUUUCAGCAAAAUAAUGAAACUGGAAACGUUACAUAAUUAUUGUUCAGUAUAAUAAGACCUAAUUUCCAAGGAAAAUAAUUAUUGGUUGUUUUUUAGUGUGGUUAAAGUCGUAGAUGAUGGUAAAAUUUUAUGUUAUGUGUGUGAAGCAGAUUUGCGACGUAAACUGCGCAAGCCUUAAAAAAAUGAAAGUAUGAUAUUGAUGUAAUUUGUGUUGUUUGUUUUUCAAGUAUAGUAGAAGAUUGAAAACGAAAAUAAGUUUCAAUAAAGUGCUCCAUAAAAGCAAAUAA